CUUUCCGCCCCCCCGGGAGAAGAGAGAACGAUGGAACGGGCCGAACUCAGACCUCUGACUCUGGGGGCGGGUGGUAGAGUCCUCAGGCUCCUCCCCCCAGGGCAGUGGAUGGUCUCGUCCGAAGCGAGCCAGCCAGCCCCCUGCCAGGUUGGUGGGAGCAGCCAGCGGUGGGGGGAUGAACUGCCGGGCCGAGGUCCUGGAAGUGUCCGUGGAGGGGCGGCAGGUGGAGGAGGCCCUGCUGGCCGUGCUGCACACCGUGCUUCUCCACCGAAGCACCGGCAAGUUCCAUUACAAGAAGGAGGGCACCUACUCCAUCGGCACCGUGGGCACCCAGGACAUCGACUGCGACUUCAUUGACUUCACCUACGUGCGGGUUUCCUCCGAUGAGCUGGACCGGGCCCUGAGGAAGGUGGUCGGCGAGUUCAAGGAUGCCCUUCGGAACUCCGGCGGUGACGGGCUAGGGCAGAUGUCCUUGGAGUUCUACCAGAAGAAGAAGUCCCGGUGGCCAUUUUCUGAUGAGUGCAUCCCGUGGGAGGUGUGGACGGUCAAGGUCCACGUGGUGGCCUUGGCCACAGAGCAGGAGCGGCAGAUCUGCCGAGAGAAGGUGGGGGAGAAGCUCUGCGAGAAGGUCGUCAACAUCGUGGAGGUGAUGAACCGGCACGAGUACCUGCCCAAGAUGCCCACACAGUCGGAGGUGGACAACGUCUUUGACACGGGGCUUCGGGAUGUGCAGCCCUACCUCUACAAGAUCUCCUUCCAGAUCACAGAUGCCUUGGGCACCUCGGUCACCACCACCGUGCGCAGGCUCAUCAAGGACACGCUGGCCCUCUAGCUGCACUAGCCUUCUGAGCGGCGCUGUGGGCCUCAUUGCGUUCUCGCUUUCCUUGGGGACUUGACUGGGCAGGGUGCCUGGAGUGGGAGCCCGCUCUGGGCUCCUGAGGGGUAUUUGGAAGGUGCGGUGACAAAAGUCUGGGCUUAUGGUACCUGGGCCGACCGGAGUCAGGCCUCCUGGCCAAGUUUUCUAGGAGUUACCCUGGUAUCCUCAGGCCCUUCUCAGCCUCCUCAGAUGAUUUCUUGAUUGAAGCCCCCCCACCCCCCUUUUAUUUUGGCUGACAGCAAAGGCUCCCUCCCAUCCCUUUCAAGCUGUUGAAGAUACCUUCAUCUUCAGGUCCUUGCUUAGGACCCCGUUGCCGUCUUUUCAGACCCUUGGUGUGGGAACCCCUUGCCCCUCUUCCUCCUCUUCUGUACAGAAAACACACUAAGGAAUAGUGAAUAAAAGUUGGAAAUGUGA
This is a messenger RNA of Dromiciops gliroides (monito del monte), 1291 nucleotides long. It is a transcript of the gene ATG101, whose product is annotated as autophagy related 101. The record is from RefSeq and is a predicted model, not a curated record. Lineage: Eukaryota; Metazoa; Chordata; Mammalia; Microbiotheria; Microbiotheriidae. Gene Ontology annotation, biological process: autophagy; autophagosome assembly. Gene Ontology annotation, cellular component: phagophore assembly site. Bases 176 to 832 code for a protein of 218 amino acids. The transcript has 3 exons.